Musca domestica (house fly) is the source of this 1936-nucleotide messenger RNA. Its product is annotated as cytochrome b5 reductase 4. The transcript has 4 exons. Bases 123 to 1736 code for a protein of 537 amino acids. Gene Ontology annotation, molecular function: oxidoreductase activity; heme binding. Lineage: Eukaryota; Metazoa; Arthropoda; Insecta; Diptera; Muscidae. The record is from RefSeq and is a predicted model, not a curated record. Gene Ontology annotation, cellular component: endoplasmic reticulum. Gene Ontology annotation, biological process: superoxide metabolic process; generation of precursor metabolites and energy.
AAGGCCUUCUUUUUCGAUCUGUUGGUCCCUAAAAAUUUGGAUCCUUAUUUAGCCAGUUCUAGCUACAUUUGUGUAGCUAUUGAGGGCAAAGGUAGCCACUCAAGUAACCGCAAUCCAGCAAUAUGUCGAAGAAUAAUCUUCUACCACCAUCUUCAACGGCUUCCCUAAUGAUUCCGCAAACGACACCACCAAAUAAUGGAAGUGGCUCUGCAACUGGCAAUCCCCGUAAUAAAUGUGCCCUAAAACCGGGGCAUUCAUUAAUGGAUUGGAUACGUUUGGGCAAUUCUGGGGUUGAUCUAUCCGGUACCCAAGGACGUAUAAUACCGGUAACGCCAGAAGAACUUUCAAAGCACAAUACCAGGAAUGAUGCCUGGAUGGCAAUACGAGGUGUGGUAUAUAAUGUAACACGAUAUAUGGACUUCCAUCCUGGAGGCGUCGAUGAAUUGAUGCGUGGUGUGGGUAAAGAUGCUACAAAACUUUUCAAUGAAGUACAUGCUUGGGUGAACUAUCAACAGCUACUUAAUAAAUGUGUAAUUGGUCCCCUAAAACAUUCAAAAAAAGUGGAGAAAAUUGUAGAAGAAACCACAGACUCUUUAUCCACAAAGCUAUCUCCCAAAUUUGCAAAACCGCCAUUACCACCUGCAUCACAAGACAUUCUGCCACGAUUAGAUUGGAUACAAAAUCGAAAUAGUAUAACCAUUUACUUCUAUACAAAACAGUUUUGCAAUCCUGGUUCCUUAAUACGAAAAGUUCCUGAUCAACCAGAUAAUCAUGUUGAAAUUUGGAUAUUAAUAGACACCUAUUUACAUAAAUUUGACUUUGAUUUACACUCUGAGGUAGAAUGGCCGCCAAAGGACGUGAAAAUUAAUAGAGAAAGUGGAAAAAUUGAAAUUUGUUUCGAGAAACCUGAUGCCAACAAAGAUAUAUGGCCACAGUUAGGAAAACAUCAAGUGAAAAAAAUGCUAAGAAAUUCCGUGGAAAAUGAUUUGUUACUGGAUUUUAAAACAUCUCAACAGCAUCAGUAUAAUCAUAAUACCUUUGUUCUUUUGCUGAAUAAUCCUAACGUGAUUUGUACUCUACCGCUGGGAUAUCAUGUUUCGCUUGAAUGUCAAAUAAACUCAAGGAAUUUGAGUAAAUGUUAUACGCCAGUUCCCAGUAAAUAUCUAAGGGAUCUUAACCAGGACAAUAAUUGUGUUUUGAAAAUGUAUACAUUAGAUUUUCUAAUAAAAAAAUAUUCAUAUCCUAAUAGUUUCUCCGGGCAUCUAAGUGCGACUGGAAAUGAUGCAUCGUUGAAGGUUUCUAUACCUAAAGGUAACUUCAAAUUAGCCCAACUGGCUGGUCAUCGAGGCAUUUGUUUCCUUGCUGCUGGCAGUGGUAUAACGCCUUUUCUCUCGCUUAUUGAUCAUCUGUUGAAAAGAAAUACCAAUAGAAUAGAACUUUUAAAACUCUUGUAUUUCAAUAAAACGGUAGAGGAUAUUUGGUGCUGCGAUGCACUUUCCAACAUGGCGAAGGAAGAUGAGAGAUUUGAAUUUACUAAUGUUUUGUCGAACUCUGGUGACAGUUGGACUGGACUAAAGGGUCAUGUAUCAUUGGAAAUACUAGAACCUUUAGUGGAUAAAACGAAAACCGAUAAAAUAACUUUUAUUGCAUCGUGUGGACCAUCUGGCUUUAAUCAAAAAGUGGAGGACAUUUUGCAGAAAUUGGAAUUUCCAAAGGAGAAUUUAUUUACUUUCUAACAGGUCUAUACAAUUUGCGUAUUCGCAAUUGUUAUUUAACAUAAGCUGUUGUUUUAAAGUGCUGAUGUUGUAAACUUGUCCGUUCGUUAUAUUUACCCAAAAAUAGUUAAUUUCCAUAAUAAUAUCUUUAUGUUUCUAUGACUGACUUUAAAUAUGUACAUACAUUAAGAAAAAAUACAGCAAAAAUAGUUUAAAUAUCA